UGAUAAUUUAUUUUUUUUCUUAACUUACUCUGUAAUUUAAAAAAAAAAUCCGCAUUUUUAUUCUAUUCGAGUCUCCUUUAGUCGCCAAACAACUUAGCUAAGGCGAACACGAAUACACAAUGGAUCGUAGUUCAAACAAUUCAACAAGAUCAUCGUCUUGGACACUAAAGCAAGAUAAGGCUUUUGAAAGUGCUCUUAACAAAUAUAACAAGGAUACACCUGAUCGAUGGCACAAUAUUGCUAAAGAAGUUGGUGGAAAAACUAUUGAAGAAGUUAAGAACCGUUAUCAAGACCUUCUACACGACGUCCAGAAUAUUGAGGCAGGCCGUGUUCCCUUCCCUUAUAAUUGGGCUAUGUGAACUUACACUAUUGAUAUUUGCUAUCAAAUCAAGGUGGUACAUACCUUGCAUUCUUAGUUCUAAGCUUUCAAUACUAAAUCUAUGUUUCUUUCUUGCUUUGGCCCUUAUUUAAUUUUCUAUUUUGUAAAUCAUAAGUCGAUUUAUAUAUAUAAAUGAAUAAUUUUCGAUUUGCAAUCUUAAAGUUUAGACAAUUUACGAAUUACAGUCUUAAUAUUUUUUUACAAUUUUAACUACUAAAAUAUUUUUAUCUAUAAU
This is a messenger RNA of Amaranthus tricolor (Joseph's coat), 614 nucleotides long. RefSeq names its product protein RADIALIS-like 6. The transcript has a single exon. Bases 120 to 359 code for a protein of 79 amino acids. Gene Ontology annotation, molecular function: DNA-binding transcription factor activity. The record is from RefSeq and is a predicted model, not a curated record. NCBI's taxonomy places the organism in Eukaryota, Viridiplantae, Streptophyta, Magnoliopsida, Caryophyllales, Amaranthaceae.